AUGCCUGCGCUGUCGCGCGCUCUGGACCGCGCGACGGUGGCGGGGGCCAGGGCGAGUUCGCCGGGGGCCGUGGUGCCCGCGCAUGCUUCGGCGCGACGUUGCGGCUGCGACGCAGCAGACUUCCGGGCCUGCGCCAACAGGGGCACGCGUCGACAUCGGCGCGAGCCUUGCCCAGAUUACCCCGGGGGGCCUUCCGCCAUCAUUAUGGCCGAGGCGGCCGCGCGUCUCAGUCCCGGCGCGCUAGCGCGUAUCCGCAGUUCGCUCAGGUCGGCGAAGACCGACGCGUUGGCCACCGAGGCGCAGCGCGCUGCAGCCAGGGGCAUCGAGCACCCGUUUAUCUAUGCGGAGCUCGCGAAGUUUCAGCUUCUAUGCGCGCGCGGCGCGGGCGGCUCUCCCGGCGAUGACGCGCUCGCGUCAAAAGAGGCAGCCGCGCUGGCUAGAGCUCUCGGCCAGGGCGCGGGGGCGGAGAGCCAGCCGCGUCUGGCGCGGGCGCCGUGGCGCCCGGUUGCACCGGGUGCCCAUUUGCAGGGGCCGAUGGCCCAGGUCGCCUUGGCGCGCGACCGCCAUCCGCGGAGGGCGCGGGCCGAGCGCGCCGCCGCCGGCGCGGUGGGCAUCGCGGCCGCAGCUUCGCGUUGCUGCGACGGUCGGCAGGGCGCGGCAAGAGGCGCCGCGGCGGCGCGCGGGCAGAGUGCGAGCGCCGCAAGCGCCGCGGGCGCCGCUGGCACCUUCUGGAAGAAGAGUGGCGCGCGCGCGCUGGCGGCUGGGCGCCGCGAUGGUGCCGCGUCGUUCAGGGCAUGGGCGCCUGUCUGCCAUCGCGGCCCUGUUGCGACUCGAGGGCCGCCCGCCCUCUGGGCCAGCAGGCGCGCGAGCGCCCGCGGCAGGACAAAAGAGGCGGUGCCCGUCGCCUUCUCGGCGGCGAUCGAGUGGUUUGCUGCGCGCCCGGCGCGGCGGGCGCACCGCGAGCGGCGCGCGACUCUCGAGAGCACUCGGGCCAGAGACGCCGAGCCCCGCGCCUGGAGCGACGGGCGGCAUGAGUCUUUCCUUGAACUGCUCAUCCUGUCGGAAAUGACCGCGGGCGCGGCGCGCGGCGACGGCGCGGUGCUCGGCGCGCUCAGAGAGUCCAGCGACUUGGCCGAUACUCUCGCAAAAUGUGUUGCCGAACUUGGCCGAGUGGGCCAUCCCGCGCCAAUCGGCGCGGUCGAGCUUGACGGCGCCGUUUUGGCGCCGCGGCUCGGCGUCAGGCAAAUGAGAGAGGACGGGUCCGAAAAGCUGCGGCUUGUAGAUGAUAUGGCGCGCCCUUUGAUCAACGCGGCGUCUCGGCCGAAGGGGCGCCUCGGCCACGGCGGCGUCGGUGCUCUGUCCGAACAUCGCGCCUUCGCGUGGAUUGCUUUCUCCAUGGGCACAUGCAUCUACGUGGCUCAGCACUUCGCCGCCCAGCUCGGAGCGACAUCCUCCGUUCGCAGUUGGGGGCGCGUCGGCGCGAUGCUGGCCUCAACCAUUGCAACGCUGGUGUGCCCAUCUUUCCCCAUCGACGCCCUGGGGGGCUCCAUUCCGCGGGCGGGGCGGUUGGUGGCCUCCUUCUGGGCGCCCCUCGCACUCGGCGUCGCGGGCGACGUGGAAGUGCGCGAGGAAACGGUCAAAGUGUCGCCGCAGCUCCAGCCGCUGAGCUCGUUGGGGAGGAAGGCGUACUCCAACGUCGUGGGUAUAAACCCACUUCGGAACACCGCGCGGAAGUCGGAGCACCCCGCGGAGGCGGCUCGCCCCGCCGACGUGCUCUCAGCCGCGGCCAGCCAGGACUGGUCGCCGUGUCUGUUCCACACUGACCGGUCCUCAGGAAGCGGCAGCAGCACCUGCGCGAGCGCGGGCUUCUCGGGCGCCAGCCUCGCCAGCGUCUCUCCCCAAGGCUCGUCGGCCGCGAGCGACACCUCCAGCGGGAAGGGCCAGUGGCAGGCCCCGAGGUCGACCAGGCCCGCCGACGGCGGCAGGGCCCUCGGCAAAGGCGGCGCCGCCUUCUGCUCGGCCAAGGGUGGCGUGGGCCACGGCGCGGCCAAAGGCGCGGCCAAGGGCGCGGCGAAGGGGAGCGGCGGCAAGGUCAAGAGCCAGGGCACCAGCAAGAAGCUCGUUUCGGCCAAGCCCCGCGCCCCGCCGCCCGGCGGUGGCGCGCCCGGGCUGGAGCCCGCCCCCUGCGCGGCGCCCGCGUGGGAGGCGCCCAAGCUUGCGCCGGCGCCCCGCCCUCAGCACGGUACGCUCGUGCCGCCGACCGCGGAGGACCGCUGCCGCCAGGCGUGGCUGCAGAAGCUGCACUGGCAGCAGCAGGCGGCUCCUCUGCGCCAGGCGGGGCGCCAGCCUGUCCUGGAGGCGGCUGGGUUUAUGAGGUGGCCCAGCGUUGGUUCCAGCCAGCACGAGCGGCGAGCAUGCCCGUAUCCGCGCCCUCCCAGUCUGGACUCCGGGGCGCGACCGUGCAAAUACACGGCCGCACGGAUACGUUCAGCGCGGGGCAACCGCGGCGAAACGCUGCGUAUCCGCGGGGUCGCGGCCCCCGGCCCCGGCCCGCGAGGCCGUGGAUGCAGACAUGUGUUUCGCUUCGCCCACGAAUCAAGCAGAGAGGGAGUUUUUGCUUGCCUCUUUCGGCCCCCGCGUGGCAUUUCCGGGCCCCGGGGCCGCCACUCCAGGAGGGGACGUGGGGGUCGAUUCGAGCGGAAUUGGCUUGAUCCUCCCUCCUGA
Molecule: messenger RNA, 2724 nt
Organism: Prorocentrum cordatum
Lineage: Eukaryota; Dinophyceae; Prorocentrales; Prorocentraceae
Source: the annotation of a GenBank genome assembly